UGGAAGUACCAAACUGUCCUCACCGAAUUCCCAACAACAAAGACUCUUUGUGUCUUUUACCGGGAUGCCAUUGAGUGCUUACAGUCACUCCUUAGUCACCCCUUGUUAGUCAACAGCUUCGACUUCAUUCCAUGGAAAGUCUAUGAGUCUGCUGAACGUGCGGUCCGUAUUUACUAUGGUUUCAUGACUGGUGACCGUGCUUGGGAACUUCAGGAACACCUCACUGAUGGUGCGACUCUGCUUGGCAUAGUCCUGUCCUCAGACAAGACUAAGGUCAGCAAUCUCUCUGGCAAUCGCUAUGCUCAUCCACUGCUUAUAUCAUACAACUGA
Messenger RNA from Suillus fuscotomentosus, 330 nucleotides. RefSeq lists its product as uncharacterized. The record is from RefSeq and is a predicted model, not a curated record. The transcript is spliced from 2 exons. NCBI's taxonomy places the organism in Eukaryota, Fungi, Basidiomycota, Agaricomycetes, Boletales, Suillaceae. The annotation marks the transcript as partial.